Molecule: messenger RNA, 1459 nt
Organism: Poecilia reticulata (guppy)
Lineage: Eukaryota; Metazoa; Chordata; Actinopteri; Cyprinodontiformes; Poeciliidae
Source: RefSeq, a predicted model, not a curated record
AUAUUUUUUUUAAUUAUCUGAUUAAUCGUCAGAAUAAUUGAUAGAUUAAUUGAUUGCUUCAAGAUUUGGGGGUAGAGGUUUUACUUUCCAGCUGGACAAAAACAAUGAGCUCAGCUCCAGCACUGCAAUAGGAUAUUUAAGAUAAAAAUACAUUUGUCUCAGAAUAACCCAGUGAAAGUCCAGACUCAAGUUCGGUUGAGAAUCCGUGGCAAAACKYGACAAUUUCAGUCUCUUGCUGCGCAAAGCUGGCAGAGACGGAUCCCGAAGACUCUCUGCUGUAACUGCAGCAAAAGGUGACUCUAGAGAGGAGGGAGCUCRAUACAGAGGCAGAAAAAAAGCCAGGAUUAUUGUUAUUUUUUUUUACAUGUUGCAGUUGUAAGCUACUUUGUGUUGAUAUAACACAUAAGACUCCAGGAAAAUAUGUUACAGUUUGAGGUUUUAAGUUGACAAAAUGUUAAUAAAUGACUUAACACUGCAAGUUAAAUGUUUUUCAUACUGGCCAAACGACGUUCCUUCUCAGUCUUCAGCCGCAGCUUCAAAGUGCCACGUCCACGGUGAUGAUCCGAUUCAUUUGCACUGCAUCACAAGAGAUAACCAAGCGGUCUCCAAAAUGGGCAACUWCUUCAGAGAUGGGCGAACUAAAAUUGAUUUUGUGCUGGUGUGGGAGAUCCGGUCACGGGGCAAGCAGCGAGGGAAGGGGAAACGCAACGGGAGCUGUGAGGAUGGGGAGUCUGCACAGCUGGCAGAGUGGAGGGACAAGUUUGUCCAGAACCUCCAGGCUGCCGGACUGCUACUGGAAAAGGAGGAAUCUGCAAAUGAAAAGAAAACCAUACAUUUUCUUAAAGUCAGCGCUCCCUGGGACGUGUUGGUUUACUACGCUGAGGAGCUUUGCCUCCGAGCUCCACUGCAGGCCCAGCAACACCUGGACCUAAACACAUCUUCUGUGGUUCUAAAAAGACUCUGCGUACCCAACAUAAUGAUGGAAUCGGUGCCAAACAGGCCGCUGGACUAUUACACCUGUGCCUUCCGCAAGUCAAAGAUGAACAGAUUCCUCGGCUCCGGAGACCAAGACGGCUACUUCACUAAUACUCAGAGACACCAAGUUGUUUAUGAGAUUCUAGCUCGGACGGUGUACGGCAAAAGAAAGAGGACGGAGGUUGGCGUGGACAGACUGGUAAAUGAAAGGGCCUACACGGCAGCUUAUCCUCUGCAUGAGGGUCCUUUCAAGCUUCCGAGCCACAAGAUCCAUCCUGACGAGCUCAACCAGAGGCAGGUCCUGCACUACUACUGGGCUCGCUGGUGCAAAUGGUUCAAGUACCAACCACUAGAUCACAUUAGGGAGUACUUUGGAGAGAAGAUUGCCCUCUACUUUGCUUGGCUAGGUAUGAAAUCAUUCUUAUUUUUGGAAAUACCUGAGUUGCUCUGUAUACUUGUUAGCAGUGGCGCAAAAAGUGGGUAU